This is a messenger RNA of Sugiyamaella lignohabitans, 840 nucleotides long. RefSeq names its product hexaprenyldihydroxybenzoate methyltransferase (gene COQ3). Gene Ontology annotation, molecular function: S-adenosylmethionine-dependent methyltransferase activity. The record is from RefSeq and is a predicted model, not a curated record. The coding region runs from base 1 to 840 and encodes 279 amino acids. The transcript has a single exon. NCBI's taxonomy places the organism in Eukaryota, Fungi, Ascomycota, Dipodascomycetes, Dipodascales, Trichomonascaceae.
AUGAGUCACCAUGAAAAAGUGAUUGCGGCGAAUCUUUCGUCAUUCAAAGAUAAAGCGGCCGAGUAUGACAACGAAAAUACUCAAUUGAUUUCUCGCGUAGUGGCCACUAAAGUACUCCAGUUCAGGUUCGAUAACGCACCUGAUACUGAGGAAACGGAGUUUGCGAGCAAUGAUUUCGAUUUCAAUGAUCUGGAUAUUCCAAAUGUGGCUGAUGAGCUCUGGGAUCCCGAGUCCACUCGUGUAUUGGAUUUUGCUUGUGGUACAGGUUUGGUGAGCCAGUCUUUGGCUCCCUAUUGUAAGGAAAUUGUCGGUGUAGAUAUAUCACCAGAUAUGGUAGGCAUUUUCAACCAAAAAAUUGAGAACCAGGGUAUUCCCGAGUCGGAAAUGAGAGCAUUGGUACUUGAUUUGUUGGCUACUGAUGACGACUCGCUAGGACAGUUUGAUGCUGUGGUGACAUCAUUAUCAUAUCACCAUAUUCAUGAUACUGAUAAAUGUACCAAGAGACUGGCUGGUAAGCUGGCACCAAAUGGACGUCUUUAUGUCAUUGACAUUGAAAAGGGGUCCGGUGGUAGUGUACAUGGCCGAAUGACUGAUGAAGAAGCUCUUAAAGAGGGUGUUGCUCAUAGAGGAGGGUUAGAAGCCGAUGAAUUGGUGCAAACAUUUAAGAAUGCUGGUUUGGAUCAAGUUAAAGUGACACGAGCUUUCCGAGUUAAGUUGUGGGUGCCGGAAGAUAAAGUCAAGUCCUUCUCGGGUAUCACCGGCGAGACCAAGGUUGUCAAUGGGAAGACUUUACACUGCUCAAAGGUGAAUUUGAUGCUUGUUACUGGACGACGUAAAUAG